This is a messenger RNA of Aspergillus heteromorphus CBS 117.55, 3235 nucleotides long. RefSeq names its product acetyl-CoA synthetase-like protein. The transcript is spliced from 5 exons. NCBI's taxonomy places the organism in Eukaryota, Fungi, Ascomycota, Eurotiomycetes, Eurotiales, Aspergillaceae. The record is from RefSeq and is a predicted model, not a curated record. Bases 1 to 3162 code for a protein of 1053 amino acids. Gene Ontology annotation, molecular function: phosphopantetheine binding.
AUGAACGUCUUUGGAACGACCGUGGAUCCGGCCACGACUCUCCACGGGGGAGAAUGCGGGAAACGCCUGAUCCCCCAUAUCAUUGACGCCACAGCCCGCGUGACCCCCGACGUCGAGUGUCUUUCUAUACCGCGCACCAACGGCAACCCUCGCGAUGGGUGGAAGCCCGUGAGCUGGGCCCAAGUCGCCAACGCCGUCAACUAUGUCGCCCACCUGCUCGUCAAACAGGCCGGACACCCCGAGCUCGGCACGUUUCUCACCGUCGCCUACAUCGGCCUCGAGGAUCCGCGGUAUCCCAUCUUUGUGGUCGGCGCCAUCAAGGCCGGCUACCAGGCGCUUCUCAUCUCGUCGCGCAACUCCGUCGAGGCACAGCUGAACCUGUUCGAUAAGACGGAUUGCAACUUGCUCUACCAUGAUGUGCAAUACGCGUCAACGGUUCAGCCGUGGGUCGAUGGGCGAUCCGGCAUGGAGGGGGUGACGGCUGCCCCGUGGGAGGAGUGGGUGGCAAAUGUCGCGCCGUUCUCUUACACCAAGACCUUCGCGGAAGCCGAAUGGGACCCGUAUGUGGUGCUGCACACGACUGGCAGCACCGGUCUGCCCAAGCCAGUCGUCAUCCCGCAGGGUAUGCUCGCCUUGAACGACUUGCAUCGGACGAUCCCGCCACGCGACGGCAAUCGGACGUGGUUUCCGACAUGGACCAGCUUUCCCAACCCACGGUACCUCCUCAUCUUCCCUCUGUUCCACACCGCAGGCAUCAUGACCUCAAAGCUGUGUGGCUUCUACUACAACGCCCCCAUCGCCUUCCGCGACCCUUCCGUGCCGAUCACCGGCGACAACGUGGUCGACUGGUUGCAGAACUCGAACCCGGGCUGGACGCUCAUGCCUCCGACCAUCUUGGAGCAGAUGUGGCGUUCGCAGCAGGCCGUGGAUGAGCUGAAAAAACUGCACGCCGUGGGAUUCGGAGGAGGCGCUAUUGCUCCCACCCCGGCAAACGAUCUCCUAAGCCAAGGGAUCCAAAGGGUUAAUGCCAUCGCCACAACCGAGUAUAUCUACUUCCCUUACUACGCGCAACCCGAUGCCUCCCUAUGGCCGUGGUUCAUCGUUCCGACGGAGAUGAUGGGCAUUGAGUGGCGGCCGUUUGGCGAGAACACGUACGAACAGGUCUUCAUCCGCCAGAACAAGGAUCAUCCGGGCCUACAGGGCUGCUUCUACGCGUUCCCCGAGCUGGCCGAGUUCAGCACGAAGGACCUCUACCGGCCGCACCCGACCCUGGCCAACCACUGGACCUACGUGGGCCGCGCCGACGACAUCAUCGUCUUCUCGACCGGCGAGAAACUCAACCCGACGACCAUCGAAGGCGCCGUCAUGGGCCACCCGGGCGUCCUCGGCGCGCAGGUCGUCGGCUCCGGCCACUUCCACGCCGCCCUGCUGAUCGAGCCGGCCCAGCAGCCCCAGAACGAGCCCGACAAGCAGCGCUUCCUCGACGAAAUCUGGCCCAUCAUCGAGAAAGUCAACGUCGAGACCGUCGCCCACAGCCGCAUCCUACGCGAAUACGUCUUCCUAUCGGAUCCAACCCGCCCUUUCCCCCGCGCUGGCAAAGGCACGAUCCAGCGAUGCCAUGACGGAUCUGCCACGGCAGUGGACCUCGACCUCACCUCCAAACCAGCCUUCACAGACAGCAUACGAUCCCUGACGCAGGGCAUCCUCCAGCUCCCAACCCUGAACAUCGACGAGGACUUAUUCGCUGCAGGCGUCGACUCUUUGCAAGUGAUCCAGCUCGCCCGGGUCCUACGCGUCAGUCUCGAGAAAGCCGGCCACGAGACGGCCAUCGAGCCGCGCGUCAUCUACACUCACCCGACAAUCACCCAGCUUGCAGGCUUCGUCUACAACCUCACCUCCUCCAAGCCCAAACCCAACACCCCCUCCUCCACUCCCUCCACCCUCACCAUAUCCCGCUCCCUAAUCGCCAAAUACACCACCAACCUCCCGCCCCCAUCCCCCACUAAACCCUCCCCCCGCACCACCAACCAAACCAUCCUCAUAACCGGCACCACCGGCGACAUCGGCUCCUACCUGCUCGACCUCGCCCUCUCCUCCCCUUCCAUCCACCACAUCAUCUGUCUCAACCGUUCCUCGGACGCGCAGGCGCGCCAAACCGCCGCCAACGCCUCCCGCGGCCUCUCCACCGACUUCUCCCGCACCACCUUCCUAACCGCCAACCUCUCCGCUCCCCUCCUCGGCCUCUCCCCGUCCACCCACCACAUCCUCACCCACUCCGUCGACAGAAUCAUCCACAAUGCCUGGCCCGUCAACUUCAACCUCUCCCUCCCCUCCUUCGAGCCCCACCUCCUUGGAAUCCGACACCUCAUUGACUUCAGCGCCGCCGCCGUCCGCACCGUCUCCAUCGCAUUCGUCUCUAGCGUCAGCACAGUCGACAGCCACGCUUGGCCGACUCCCUCCGUCCCCGUCCCUGAAAAGCCCCUUCCAGACGACUCUCUCUCCGAGCGGGCGAUCGGCUACGCCCAUUCCAAGCUAACAGCUAGCUUGAUCCUCGACGCUGCAGCCGAAGUCUCGGGUAUUCCGCGCCAGAUUAUCCGGGUCGGACAGGAGUGGUUGCCUAGUUUGAUUCGCAGUUCGCUGUUUCUGGGCUUGUUGCCUGAUGGGCUUGGGAGGUUGGGGGCUCUGGGCUGGGCGCCCAUUGAGGAUGUCGCGAGGGUGGUGUUGGAGGUUUCGGGUGUGAGUCUUGCUGAUCAAGAUGCUGCUCCAGAUGCAGACGCAGAUACCGAUGCGAAUGCGAAUGGGCAUGUGCAUAAGCAUGAGAAUGGGCGAGUGAAUGAGGAAGAGAUAACCAUAGCCGGCUACUUCCACGCCCUAAACCCCCACCCAACACACUGGCCAAGUCUAAUCCCCGCUAUUCGGGAAUUCUAUGGCCAGCGGAUCAAGAGGGUUGUUUCCUUGGGGGAGUGGGUUUCUGCGCUCAAGGAGAGCCGGAAUGGUGAUGGUGAUGGUGAUGGUGAGGGUGAUCUUCUGGAGGAAAAUCCGGCCGUCAAGCUGGUGGAUACGUAUCGCUGGGCGGUGGCUGGUGGGGAAGAGGGACUCACUUUUGCGACGAAUCGGACGAGGGUGGUUAGUCCCAAGUUGAGAGAUAUGGCGGGCUGUUGAGCCGGCGUUGAUGAGGCAUUGGUGUGGGCAGUGGGGGUUUUGAGUUGCAGUUCGAGUUCAAGGUCGCCUAGAG